UUCUAUCCCAUCAUCGCGUGCGGGAACAGGGGCUAAAAAUAAUUUCGUGUUUUGUGAUGGUUUCGUGCUCAAGGAAAGUCACAGCUUGACGAUUAUGAUAGAGGUGCUGUGAGUAAACAAACAAACAAUGGGAAAUACAGGACUAGGGAAGCAUAAAGAUGUGCACAACUCAGAUUCUACUUUAGAAUUUGAAACUGGCAAGAAAAUGUUCCCCAGUGAGCAAGAAGCUAAGAUGAUUUUAUCAGCAAGGGAACCAGAAAUUGAUGAUCAUAGUGAUUAUGACUAUGAUGAUGACUCUAUGGAAGGGGAGCCACCACAAAAAAGAACAGUACCAACAGUGUUUACCUGGGAGAAUGGUGGCAGAGAAGUCUUACUUUCUGGGAGUUUUAAUGACUGGAAAACAAGAAUCCCUAUGAACCUAAGCCAAGGGGAAUUCUCAACAAUAAUUGAGCUGCCUGAAGGCGAGCAUGAGUACAAGUUUUGUGUUGAUGGCCGCUGGAUUCAUGACCCAAAUGCUCCAACCACAAACGACAAUUUUGGGGGCAGAAACAAUGUCAUUAAUGUAAAGAAGUCUGACUUUGAAGUGUUUCAAGCUCUGGAGUCUGAUGCUACUGCCAGUAUUGGUUCUGCUGGCUCGAUCAGUAAGUAUCCAACCACAAACGACAAUUUUGGGGGCAGAAACAAUGUCAUUAAUGUAAAGAAGUCUGACUUUGAAGUGUUUCAAGCUCUGGAGUCUGAUGCUACUGCCAGUAUUGGUUCUGCUGGCUCGAUCAAAUCGAUGUCGGGAUCACCACCUGGCUCCUAUGGGCAGCUCAUUCCAUCACACCACAACCCUGUUAUUGUGCAAGAUGGCAUGCAUGCCAGUGUCCCUCCAGUUCUACCACCACAUCUACUUCAUGUCAUACUCAAUAAAGAUGUUGUGGAUCACAAUGACCCAUCCCUUCUGCCAGAACCAAACCACGUUUCUCUCAAUCACCUCUAUGCACUCUCAAUAAAGGAUGGAGUUAUGACAUUAAGUGGGACACAUCGCUUUAGGGAGAAAUAUGUCUCAACGCUGCUAUACAAACCAAUCAAAUAAAAACAUUUUGCUUUAUGUAAAAAGCUGUCUUAAUGCAGUGUAGCAUGAUCGAUCAAGGUGGUUGGAUUGUCUUCAUGGAUCAGAUGAGUUGAAGGACUUACGGCAGGAAUUCGGCAGAAAAGUUAUUUGACAUUGGCGAGGAAAGUAAAUAUGCACUGUUUGAAAAUGCCUGGUUUGCAAUCCCAGGUUUGAGUUGAGUAGUUCGUUGUCUAGGGAUUGUGUAAAUCACAUAAGAACUACAGUAUUUGUUGUUACAUUAUUGAGGAAUGAGGGGAAAAUUCAAAUUUACAGCCUACAUACAUGUGCAUCCAGGCAGUCUUCAGCUAAUACUGGGAGACCUCCAAGCUAGUUGCUUUUUACAAAAAUGUGGAAGCAACAACAAGUCGCUUUUUGAAAAAAAUAGAUUUUCAACUCUAUUUUCAGCCAUAGUUGUGGCAACAUACUGUUGUAUAAGGUGAUUUUUUAAAUAUUAUCAUUAAAUAAUGUAGACCUUGUUCCUCGAGUCUUUGUUCCUUACUGUGCAAACAUGACAAAACAUCUGGCUCUCAAAUAUUGUUACUGGCUAGCUCGAUUUUGAUUGAUUUCAAAAACAAUAGAAAUGAGCAGAAGUAGAACACUGGGGACUUGAGCCAUUCAGCUGCGGGUGUGUCACCUACGCAUGCCGAAUUCCACCAGAAGUCUGAUAUCUUCAGCCAGGUUGCUCGUCUGCAUACUGCUGGUCAAGGGGAACAAAGACUCUGAGAGAGUAAAAAGUUGACAGUGUUUUCAUAUUGAACUUGGUUAUCGCAGGUUAAAUAAUGAUGUACUCAUGACUGAAAAAUCACGAUAUUAAUAGCUAAAUAAAUGCUAAUAACAAGAAGCAAUGUCAACAAAAGGCAGCAAUAUUGUAGAUCAUACUUUGAAUUGUUGUUCCUACAUGAAUUCUCCAACAAAAUGGCACCACAAUAUUAUGUCAGGGCGUCAUGAUACAGAUUUGAAUUUAAGAACAUAAACUAUGUUUAUUUUGUAUUUAGAGCACCUGUGCUCAGGACCAAUAAUUAUCAGAAGAUACCUUGAUCUACGCUUCUAGAAGAUAACUUACACAGUCUCUAAACUUGUUCGUAUUGUGUCGCUGAUUUAACUUUUUUGUUCUUACUUGCAUUAUGCCUGCAAUGCAAUUAGUCGCAAUUGUGGUAAAAACAUUACUGGCACAGCCUUCUGGUGUUGGUAGGCAUUUUUGAGAGCUAUUUGUACCUAGUGGCAACAGUAGCUCUCACUAGGACUGUUUUUACAGAGGGUUAGCCAUAAUAAAGUCUUGUUGUCCAAAGGACAACCACCAAAACAGCGGGAAUUGCAUACAUGUAAUAAUAUUGUAACACCAUAUUUUUUUCUUUUUUACUUGGCACUAGAAUUACUUUGAAUAAUACGUUUUAUUACACUAACCACUACAAUACUUUAAUAAUUAUUAUAGUCUUAUUAUCCCUAGAACUCUCUGCAACACAUCCUGUUGCCACCAUUAAACCAAUGGUCUUUGAGCAGAGAUCAUAGACCACCCCAGACACAA
Orbicella faveolata is the source of this 2621-nucleotide messenger RNA. RefSeq names its product 5'-AMP-activated protein kinase subunit beta-1-like. Gene Ontology annotation, biological process: signal transduction. Lineage: Eukaryota; Metazoa; Cnidaria; Anthozoa; Scleractinia; Merulinidae. Gene Ontology annotation, cellular component: nucleotide-activated protein kinase complex; cytoplasm; nucleus. The record is from RefSeq and is a predicted model, not a curated record. Gene Ontology annotation, molecular function: protein kinase binding.